GUUUGAUGUAAUUAAAUUGUUUCUCUUGAGAAGUUGAAAGGAAAGAUUUUUUUUCUUUUUAAUUUACUUUGGCUUGAUUAGUGAGAAUGGGAAGAGGAAAAGAAAACGAAGGACAAACAAAAGGGGUGUCAUCUGUUGUACUUUGCGAGGACAUAGUUAAUCUUCUAGAUUUCAUAGAGAGGUUAAAUAAUGGGCGUAUUCAAACUUCUCUUAACACACAUAAAAUUGAAAAUUUGACAUUGGAGCUGACAUUUGUGUCCGCAUUUUGUCAUCUUUACUACUCAUUGUUUUUGGCAAGUAGUAAUGACGAAAUGUCCUGCAUAUCAAAUGAGAUUCAUGAUUUGGUUCAGUCACUGUUUCAUCCAAGUGGAGAAGACAUGCUGGUGAAUAUAAUGUAUCAUGAUGUUCCUCGCCUCUUGGAGAAUAUCAUAAGUUAUAUUAGCUCACAUAGCUAUGCUGAACCAACCAUGACCGAGGAUCGUUUGGUUGAACUUUUAGAUGCCAUCCUCAUAUAUCUCCAAUGUCUAAGGUGUUGUUCUGACUUGAUUUUCCCAUCAAUGACUCAUUAUGAGCUUCUUCAGAAUGUGUUUGGCAAUUUAAGAGAUUUUCAUAGGUUGAAAGUAAAUGGUUGCUUUAAGUAUGACACAAUUGAAUAUGUCUUACCUCAUCUUCAACUUAUGGCUCUGAGAAUAGUAAACUUCUGUUUUACUUUUUUGGGUGAUUGUACACUUCACGAUUUCGAUAAAUCAGAAGUCACUCGACUUAACUCCAAGCUAGCAGCUAAUCUACUUGUGGAUGUUAUUCCUGUUGAACUAGAGGUUAUGCACAUAUGUUUUACAAAUUUGAAAGGUUCAAACUCGGAAGAAGUUGUACGUUCCAUCAAGCAGCUCCUAGAAGCCUCUCCGGACAUUCUUAGAGAAUCUUUGAUUUAUCUACAAGAGCACAUGAUUAUUAAUGCUGUUACUCCUAGCGCUUCUACGUGUAACAUUCAUGUCAUGAUAGAGUUCCUAUUGAUUAUUCUUACUGAUGAGCUCAAAGACGUUAUUCGUCAUGACAAACUAUUUGUUCUGUUGGCACGUCUUAGAGAACUUACCAAGGAGUUAUUCAUUCUAUUUCGCAACUUAGAAGAGAAUAUGAAUGAAGCAAGUGGUUCAAAUCUAAACAUGCUGGAAAAUAUUGAACUCCUGAAGGAAAAUCUCAAGAAUGUUUUCUUGAAAGCCCGUGCAGACUCGCCUCAGCUCCGCUUCCCCAUGAGUGAUGGACCGCUCUUCAUGACUCUUCUACUCACAAACUUAGGAGACUUGGUCAAAUCCAAUGCUUCUUCAGUUUCCUUGAUUAAAGAAGAAAUUAAGCAGGUGAAAGAAGACCUGGAAAUCAUAAGAUCGUUGUUUGGGUAUGUUGAGCAAGAGUUGCAUAGAGAUCUUUGGACUUGUGUUCUAGACACAGCUUAUGAGGCGGAACAUGCCUUUAACUCAAUUCUUGCCCGAGAUCAUGGUCUAUUGCAGCUUAUCUUAAUACUUCCUGAUACCAUAGAAAAGAUCAAACUUGUCAAAAAAGAGGUGCAAGAGAAGAUCCCCAAGAGAAUUGUUGCAAAUGCUCCCAACAAGCCGGUUGAAAGAAACUCAUCGAGUACAGUUGGUAAAAUAAUUGUAGGUUUUGAGGAGGAGACAGAGUGGAUAAUUAGGAAGCUCACCAGCGGACCAGCUGAGAUAGAUGUCAUUUCCAUAGUUGGCAUGCCAGGGAUUGGAAAAACUACUUUGGCUUACAGAGUGUAUAAUCAUAAGGCCAUUGUUGAUCAUUUCGACGUUUGUGCUUGGUGCACAGUCGACCAGGAACGUAAUGAGAAAAAGUUGUUGCAGAAAAUUUUCAAUCAAGUUAUUGGUUUGAAAGAAAGAUUCAGUGAGAAGGACAUAGAUGAUGGCGUUGCUGAUAAGCUGUGGAAACAGCUCUGUGGAAAGCGGUACCUUAUUGUCAUGGAUGACAUGUGGGAUACUGAGACAUUGGAUGAGCUAAUGAGACCUUUACCUGAAUUUCAUAAAGGAAGCAGAGUGAUUUUAACAAGUCGGAAAAAGGAAGUUGCUUUGCAUGGAAAAUGCCACAGUGAUCCUCUUUAUCUUCGAUUGCUAAGAUCAGAAGAAAGUCGGGAGUUAUUAAAGAAAAGGGUAUUCGGGGAAGAAGGCUGCCCUGAUGAACUAAUGGAUGUUGGGAAAAGGAUAGCUAAAAAGUGUGGUGGUCUUCCUUUAGUACUUGACCUAAUCGGUGGAGUCCUUUCUAGGAAGGAAAAGAAAGAGACUUUGUGGCUUGAAGUUCUCCAUAGUUUGAGUUCCUCUAUUUUUAAGGAUGAAGAGGAAGUGGUGAAGGCUAUACAAUUAAGUUAUUACCAUUUGUCAGAUGACGUAAAGCCGUGUUUGGUUUGCCUUGCAACUUAUCCAAAGGACGAAGAUAUAAGGAUGUCUGAGUUGGAAGAUUUGUUGAUUUUUCAAGGACUUGAGAUGAAAAGUGCAGAAGAAGUAGUGGAUGAGUUAAUUUCGUGUAGUUUGGUAAUACCUUUCGAUGAUUCUAUUAUCAAAAUUCAUGAUCUUGUGCAUGACUUUUGUGAUAUAAAAUGUAGAAAGGAAAAGUUGUUUCACUUCAUAGGACGUUCAAAAGCUCCGUCUUCUUCGGAUCUUAUGCCACGUGGAAUUAUCUUUUAUUAUACAGAUGUAUAUUCUUUGGAUGAGUAUCGCCCGGUGUUUGAUCCAGAACAGAAGAUUCCGUCUGUUAAACACCUCCUCUCUCUGAAGGACUUUGGCGUGACCAGUCUUUGUUUUUCCUACGAGAAUCACCUAAAACACUUGAGGCUUCUCAAAAGUUUGGAUUUGGGCAGCGUAACAUUGCCAGAUUCUUUGCUGAAUGAAAUCGGUAUGCUCGUUCAUUUGAAGUACUUAAAAAUUGAGAUGAAGACAAACGUUCUCCCUCCGUCAUUUUCAAACCUCUGCAAUCUAGAAACUCUGGUGGUGUAUAACGACAUUUGCAUAAUACUAUCGCCUUGUUUUUGGAGUCUCGCAAAGCUACGAGUUGUGCAGAUGACUUGGGGUGCCGUGUUUGAUCCGGUCAUCACUGUGUUAGAUGAGGAUUUAAGGUUAGAAAAUUUGACAACAUUACAUAAUCUCUACCUUCUUGGUUCAGAAGACACGGAGGAUAUUUUCAAAAGGUUUCCUAAUCUUAAAAACCUUCAAGUCCUUAUCAAAAAACAAAUACCAGAGAAGAUAUGUUUUCCAAGAUUGGAUGUCCUCAAUUUAUCUGCUUUUCCUCAGAAUUCAUUACCUGAAUAUACACAUGACUUCCCUUUGAGCUUGAAGAAGCUGAAGUUGGAAUGGUUCACUGUGACAUCCGAUAUACUUUCAAGUAUUGCUAGACUACCCAACCUUGAAGAACUAACUCUACAAUACACAAUCAUCGAGGAGGACAAAGAAUGGAACAUGGAAGAUCAUGUCGUUUUCCAGAAUCUCAAAUCUCUAAAAUUGUCUCGUCUGAUAUUUUCUAAAUGGAACAUGGAUGAUCAUGUCAUUUUCCAAGAUCUCAAAUCUCUAGAAUUGGUAGAUUUGUCAUUUUCAGAAUGGAAGGUUGAUGCAGAGAAAUCCUUUCCCGUGCUCGAGAAACUAUUAAUAUGUACAUGUGAUAAGCUUAUCGAGAUCCCAGACAGUUUUGGAGAUAUUGCGUCAUUAAAGUUUAUCAAUGUACGGUUAAGCCCUCAGCUUAAAGAGUCGUUGUUCAAAAUUAAGGAAUAUGUUGAAGAAAUGACCGGAGAAGACAAGCUUCACGUAGAAUUCAACGAUCCGGGGCCUUAAUAAUGUGAGUAUGAAUACGAAUUUUAGAAAUGUUAUGUUAUGUUUUUCCAAUAUUACACAAUAUAUAUGAUCAGAUGAUAUAUGUACGUAUGCAUUCCUUCUUCCAAACAUAUUCCUUAAUUAAGUUAUUGUAUGUGUGCUUAUUUUUUGUUAUAACGGAAGAGAUAUUGUGUGUGUUCUUUAUUAUAACGGAUGAGAUAUUGUAUGCUUGUCCAUCUGAUGUAUUAUUAGAUUGCUACUUUCAGUUACAAUAAAACAUGAAACAAGUCUGACUUUGAAAUUGCCUGAUCGUCUCUCCUGUGUCAAUUGAACACUCUAACUUACAAAUUUUGAUCAUCUAGACACCUUCCAUACGUACUAUAUGUGUCAUGUUUGUGUCAGGUGUUCACGAGACAUAGUGAUCAUGACGAGAUGUAAAAGUAAGUAGAAUAGGGUGUUUUAACUUGUAAAUGAAUGAAAAGAGAACAUAUAACUACACAUGAAUUUCAAUUAGUAUCACAAAGUUAUAAUGACAAACUUAUAAUUAAUUAAUGAUUUAAGACUAUUAUUCGUCGCCCCUACACAUGACUAAUAAUAUUUUUUCAAAGAAGUGUAAGUUCUAGAUAGGGUAACUGAAGAACCAAAAAUCAAAAUCAUAACAAUAAACAUAAUUUCCAAAUAGGACGGCUUCUUGAUCUUGAGAAUUGGACAAUAUAAAAAAACAAUUCACAAGACUACGUACUUUAGUGAUAUAAAAUGGAAGGUUGAUGCAGAGAAAUCCUUUCCCGUGCUCGAGAAACUAUUUAUAGAUUCAUGUCAUAAGCUUAUGGAAAUCCCAGACAGUUUUGGAGAUAUUGCGUCAUUAAAGUUUAUCACUGUACAGUUCAGCCCUCAGCUUAAAGAGUCGUUGUUCAAAAUUAAGGAAUAUGUUGAAGAAAUAAACGGAGUAGACAAGCUUCACGUACAAUUCUACGAUUGGGGGUCUUAAUAAUGUGAGUAUGAAUACGAAUUUUAGAAAUGUCAUGUUAUGUUUUUUCCAAUAUUACACAAUAUAUAUUCUUUUGCAGAGAUCAGAUGAUAUAUGUAUGUAAUUAUGUAUGUAUGUAUGCCUUCUUCCAAACAUAUUCCUUAAUUAAGUUAUUGUAUGUGUGCUUAUUUCACGUGUUCACGAGACAUAGUGAUCAUGACGAGAUGUAAAAGGAAGUAGAAUAGGGUGUUUUAACUUGUAAAUGAAUGAAAAGGGAUCAUAUAACUAGACAUGAAUUUCAAUUAGUAUCACAAAGUUACAAUGACAAACUUAUAAUUAAUUAAUGAUUCAGGACUAUUAUUCGUCACCCCUACACAUUACAUAUCCAAAGA
This is a messenger RNA of Solanum lycopersicum (tomato), 5168 nucleotides long. Its product is annotated as putative late blight resistance protein homolog R1A-3. NCBI's taxonomy places the organism in Eukaryota, Viridiplantae, Streptophyta, Magnoliopsida, Solanales, Solanaceae. The record is from RefSeq and is a predicted model, not a curated record. Gene Ontology annotation, molecular function: ADP binding. Gene Ontology annotation, biological process: defense response to other organism.